This is a messenger RNA of Dunckerocampus dactyliophorus (ringed pipefish), 2165 nucleotides long. RefSeq names its product zinc finger protein 420-like. The transcript is spliced from 5 exons. Gene Ontology annotation, biological process: regulation of transcription by RNA polymerase II. Gene Ontology annotation, cellular component: nucleus. The record is from RefSeq and is a predicted model, not a curated record. Gene Ontology annotation, molecular function: RNA polymerase II transcription regulatory region sequence-specific DNA binding; DNA-binding transcription factor activity, RNA polymerase II-specific. Lineage: Eukaryota; Metazoa; Chordata; Actinopteri; Syngnathiformes; Syngnathidae. Bases 187 to 1440 code for a protein of 417 amino acids.
GUGUGUUUUCAGGCGAUUCCUGUUAGGGAAGGGACGGCGGCCAUCUUAGUUGUAAUAACGGCUAUCAGCGCGCAUCAGGAAGUGUCCGAUCUAUACGUUUUACUUCUCGGGGGUCAAGUCUGUCAGUCAAACUACAUUCAAAGAGCGCUUUAGAGGAUUUUCGCUGUGAAUUCGUAAUAUUCUACGAUGGACUCGGACAUUUUAAACAUAGAGGAUAUUGUGAUGGGACGGGCAAUGCCAAAUCAACCUCCAGAAAAUCCCCCUGAAAAAAAAGCGGAACAAUACAGGCCCAUCAUUAUGAAUGGACCCCCUGCACACCCUGCUCAAUCCUACCAGCAUGAGAACCUGCAAUGUUUCCAGUGCUUCAUCACAUUUUGCAGUGCCAAAGCCAAAGAGAGACACAUGAAGAAGAGCCACCGGGAAGAGUACAAGCAACAACUUCAGCAGGGAAACACGUUAUUUACGUGUUACGUGUGUGACCGCACGUUUCUGUCAUCUGAGGAACUGACGCAGCACCAGCCAAUACACCGCAAAGAUGACAAACCCUUCAAAUGUGCCCACUGCAAAGAAAGCUUCAAAGUAUUCUCUGAGCUCACAACACAUAGAAGGCAGGUGUGUCCAGAGAAGCAGCUGCUGUGUAAAGAUUGCAACGAAACCUUCAGAAGUGCCGCGCUGCUGCGGACGCAUCGCCUUGCCCAGCACCCUCGCCCCGACACAGAUGCCGCAGAACAGCCAGAUGACCCGGCUAAAAGUCAUCGCUGCAAGAAGUGCGGUCAGGGCUUUGAAACCGAAUCGGAGCUGACCGAACACCAGCAAAAGUAUCCUGAAGGUGAGCUGUGCAACGGCAGCACCACGCCGGUCAAGAAGCGUGGGCGGCCCGCCAAAAGAGAUGAGGCCACAGAUGCAGAGAAAAAGGUAAAGCGGAAAAAGAAGGAUGAAUUGGAGGUUUCUGAGGAAGGAGUAGCAGCGGCUGCCGUGGCAAACGCCAGCAGCAGUUCAGAGCCGGCGGUGCCUCAAGCAGAGGAGAAAGCAAAAGCAGGGGCAGCAAGGAGGGGUCGUCCUUCUAAAGCAACAGCAGCAGCACAGAGUGAAGCAGAAGACAAGAGCUGUGACGGUGAAGAUGCAACAAAGGAAGAGAAACCCAAAGGGGAGCCUGUGGCGCACCCUUGUCCCGAUUGCGACCUCUCCUUCCCCAGCCUCGUUCAGCUGCGUGCUCACAAGAAGGAGAAACACACCGUCCGUAAAGCCCACCCGUGUGGAGAGUGCGAGGAAAGCUUUGCCCGUCCCGAGCAGCUGGACGCACACAUGUCACGGGUGCACGCUGUCGGCCGCUUCCCAUGUCCCACUUGUGGCAAGAGCUUUGGCCGCGAGCGCACCCUGAAGGCUCACCAGAAGAGCCACCCUGAGAAGGAGACGGAGAGCUUGAACGCUAAAAGAUAAUAAUAGUGACUGGCCGUCUGAGGAACUUAGACAUGAAGUGUCCUCCUUUUCUCUUUUGACAUCCUGAUUCUCUCGCUGAUGAUGUGUGAAGGGAGGUUUGGAUUUCAAGCUGUAAUCUAACUUAAAACAUCUCACAAUGACUAGAUAAAUGUUGUUACUGUUAACUAAACAUGAAAUAGUUCAUUUAUGAAAACAUAGGAAGCAUUGAUUCACUUUUUAAAAUGUUUUUUGUUUAAUUUUAAAAUGUGUGGUGUGAAUUUCUUACAUAGUCUUGAGUUUAAGGAACUCAUUUUGUAACAAACUACAUUUUUUUCCCUCUUAAAGACUGGAUAAGUACAUAUUUUGUAAGCUAUUAGCUAUAAUAUGUAUGUAUGUUACACAUGUUAACACUUAAUAUUUACAUCAGGAUCCUUUCUUAACUGCUUCAAAGAUUGUUUUUUUUUUAUAAACAACUUCAAAUAACUUGCCGAGCGCUUUAGAUUCAAUGUGGAGUUGGUAUGUUGAGAAUUUGAUCCACUAUAAACAUGAAUUCUCAUUCAUUACUCCUUUAUUUUUCCACUAAUGAGAAUUACUAUGUCAGACAUUUUUGAAUGAAAAAUGUCACGGCAUUAUGUUGAUAGUCCCACAAACAAGUAUGUAUAUUAAGUGUCUUCACUCUUUGGAUUGUUUCUCUCCCACUGAUGUGUCUGGACAGUGAAAAUAUGUAAUAAAAACAUGCACGCCCA